This is a messenger RNA of Annulohypoxylon truncatum, 2358 nucleotides long. RefSeq names its product ubiquitin fusion degradation protein UFD1-domain-containing protein. The record is from RefSeq and is a predicted model, not a curated record. Gene Ontology annotation, cellular component: VCP-NPL4-UFD1 AAA ATPase complex. Gene Ontology annotation, molecular function: polyubiquitin modification-dependent protein binding. Lineage: Eukaryota; Fungi; Ascomycota; Sordariomycetes; Xylariales; Hypoxylaceae. The coding region runs from base 115 to 1677 and encodes 520 amino acids. The transcript has 2 exons.
AUUUUUUCUUAAAACACAAGCACUUAUAAUACGAAAAAGUGGCUAUCCGAUUCGACGUUCGACGUUCGAUAUUCGACAUUCGACAUAAACCAUAAACCAUAAACCCCGUCCAAUAUGAACGAACAACCUACUAUCGAGUGGUCUACCACUCUAAAUGUUGCCUCUCGAGCCACAUACCCAUCUAAAGAUUUGGAUGGCGACAAGAUCAUCCUCCCUCAGUCUGCACUCGAACAGCUACUCGCCGCUUCAACCUCAUCCUCGAACUCCACCUCUAUCUCGGCUUCGGCCUCGUCAAACCCCUUCCGUAUAUCAACGUCAACAUCCGCAUCAUACAGUCGAGCUCCGUAUGCUUUUGACGGCGAUCCCUAUCAGCAGCUUCCAAGCCCGCUUAUGUUUCGACUGGUUAACCCGUCAAAUGGUAACGCCGUCUACGCUGGCAUACGCGAAUUCUCGGCCGAGGAAGACGAGGUAUUGCUGAGCCCGUACCUAAUGGAAGCUCUGGGAGUCGAUUCCACCAAGGACCCGUCAGAUGAGGAAACUGCUUCGUCUAGCAACGAAGCCACAACGUCACGAAUCACCGUUCACGCAAAACAUCUGCCGAAGGGGACAUAUGUUCGCCUGAGGCCGUUGGAAGCAGGAUAUAAUCCCGACGACUGGAAAUCCUUGCUCGAGAGGAAACUCCGUGAGAGCUUCACAACACUGACAAACGGCGCGAUUUUAUCCGUGCCAGGUGUCAAGGGCGAGUUAUUCCGCCUCCUUAUUGAUGGGUUCAGGCCGGAGGGGGACGGCAUUUGCGUCGUGAAUACUGAUCUCGAAGUCGACAUUGAGGCCUUGGACGAGGCGCAAGCCAGGGAAACCAUGAGACAGAUCAUAGCUAGGCAACAAAAGGCACCUGGGACCGUAGGUGGCAGUUCGGUCGGCCAGGAGCUUAAUAUUUGGAAAGCCGUUGACGGCCAAGUUCUUCCUGGAGAUUACGUGGAUUAUGAACUCCCUUCGUGGGCUCGGUCGAGGGUUCUCGAGAUCGAGAUCAGCGAGUUACAGGACGAGUACGGCGUAGACCUGUUUGUGAGUCCGAAAUCCUCGCGUCAGAGAGUGCCGCCUCGCCAGUCGGAAUAUGUUUUCGGCGCCUUCAGCUAUACGGAACACGGAAGCAAGCGUAUAAUCAUCCAGCCCACCAACGUCGAGCUUGAGAAUGCCGAAAGCCUACUUAUUUCCGUUUUUGGGUAUACCCCUGAUCCGAGCGUCUCGCCGACAGACGCCUCCCCUCUCCCGUAUAAAUUAAGGGUCAAGAAUAACGCGAUGACGACGGACGCACCAGCAGUCUCCGAGUCGGCCACCCCGGAAAUGCAGGAGGAGUCUCCGGAUGAAGAAACAUGCAAGAAUUGUCUUCAACGGAUUCCUAAGCGUACCAUUAUCCUGCAUGAGAAUUUCUGUCUUCGCAAUAAUGUAGCGUGUCCUCAAUGUCGAAAUGUCUUCCAGAAGACGUCGGACGAAUGGAGGAAGCAUUGGCAUUGCCCUCGUGACGAGGCGAAUCAGCGUAGGAGGAAGCUUGCGGAGAUGCUGGCGGCCGAAGACGACUGGGAUCUGGAGUGGUGCAUUGCAGCGUGUGAAGCUGAGGGCCCUGAUCUAGAUAGGGCAAGGGGUUGGUUAAUUAAUUGGGCACCCUCUAAUGAAUGAAGUCACGAGCGAUGGGCACAUGAAAUAGGCGGCGUUAGUAGAUGGUCGGCAUAACGAUACCCAUAUGCAAGCAUGAUAGAACAAUGGAUUUUCAAAGAGUGUAUAUUUAUCUCGACGCGACUGGCCAAUCUGCUAACACAUACAACGCGAGUCUCGUGCGAAGCAAACACCACCCCGUAAUGUAUAUAUCCCCUACGAUCUCCCAAUUGAUCCUCCAACCAGCCUGACCUCAAUCCGACGAGGACGCUUGUUUCUAGGCCGAAAUGACCUGUGCUUAGUGGCUCUAUAUGUACGUGUGAGUUGGGGGAGGACGACAUUCUACAACUGUCGGACAGGGACUUACGCAGCAGGAGCAGGAGUUGCUGCGUUUCUCGAUGUUAGUCAUGAGCUUUUAAUAGAAAGGAAGGAGAGAGGAAGAGGGGGUGAGAUGGGAAGAGAGCAUGAGAAGGAGAGAGACAAGGGGAUGAGAAGAAGGACGGGGAGGAAGGGUGAAGGAGAGUAAGGGCGAAGGAGAGGAAGAGAAGGUAGAGGAGCGACACGGGCUACGCGUAAAGGGGGUUGGAAGCUUACCAGUCAGCGCAAGAGCAAGUAGCGCAUCCACAGGUGGCGGGUUCCAUUUUGAAGGUAGUUUGGGGGUUGAGCUGAAGCUUAUAUAUAAUCGAAUUGUUUUGGUGUAUGAGG